UCGCCUUGCGUCUCCUCUCCACCACCGGGCACCCCAAACCUCUCCGCCUCUCGGCCCCUCCCGGAGAGAACGCCUGCCCUCCUCUCCGCCCCGGAACCCUGGCCCGAUCCCGUAGAACCCCUAGACUCGGAGAGGAGUGAGCGCGGCGCGGGGAGGACGAAGGCGCGGGGAGGCGGAGGCCUGUGCUGUAUGUCAGAUCGUGGGAUCGGAGAACGAGGAGGAGACUACGGACACGGUCAGCUCGCCAAUCCGCUGCAAUGGCCUCAGCUCAGGAAAAGGCGACGGCCUGCUGCCUCCCGCCGCGCGACGCCGCCGGGGCCCGCAGAGCGAUCGCCGUGGCCGGGAAGGUCUCCAUGGCAGGCGGCGGAGGCGGUGAGCGCGUCGUAUCCGCGGCCGGAGGCGGCGCCGUGAUGGAGGACAUCGGGGCCGCGGUCCAGCCCACUACCGCCAAGGCCUCAUCUAAAGGGAUACCUAUAAUGACAAGAGCCCAGAGAUUCCACCCUUUAGACCCGUUAUCUGCUGCCGAAAUUGCAGUGGCUGUUGCAACUGUAAGAGCUGCUGGAAAAUCUCCUGAGGAACGAGACAGCAUGCGUUUUGUUGAAGCUGUGCUAUUGGAACCAGAAAAGAAUGUUGUAGCAUUGGCUGAUGCUUACUUUUUUCCACCUUUCCAACCAUCACUGCUCCCUAGAACAAAAGGCUCUCCUGUCAUUCCAAGCAGGUUGCCUCCUAGGAGGGCCAAGCUUGUUGUCUACAACAGACGUUCCAAUGAGACUACCAUUUGGAUAGUUGAACUAUCUGAAGUGCAUGCAGCUACUAGAGGUGGACAUCACAGAGGGAAGGUGAUAUCAUCUGAAGUUAUUCCAGAUGUUCAGCCUGCAAUGGAUGCAAUGGAAUAUGCUGAGUGUGAAGCUACUGUAAAAAAUUAUCCUCCAUUUAUUGAAGCUAUGAAAAAAAGAGGUGUGGACGAUAUGGAGCUUGUUAUGGUAGAUGCCUGGUGCGCGGGCUACUACAGUGAAGCUGAUGCUCCCAGUCGCAGACUUGCUAGGCCUCUAAUCUUUUGCCUAACUGAGAGUGAUAGUCCCAUGGAGAAUGGUUAUGCUCGACCAGUUGAAGGGAUCCAUGUUGUUGUUGAUAUGCAGAAUAGUGUUGUCAUAGAGUUUGAGGAUAGGAAGUUUGUCCCUCUGCCCCCACCAGAUCAUUUGAGAAAUUACACUCCUGGGGAAACGAGAGGUGGUGUUGAUCGAAGUGAUUUGAAACCUCUUAUUAUAGAUCAACCAGAGGGCCCAAGCUUCCGUAUUAAUGGCUAUUUUGUGGAAUGGCAGAAGUGGAACUUCCGUAUUGGCUUCACCCCUAAAGAGGGUCUGGUUAUCUAUUCGGUUGCAUAUGUUGAUGGUAGCCGUGGACGUCGACCUAUAGCUCAUAGGCUGAGCUUUGUUGAGAUGGUUGUUCCUUAUGGUGAUCCAAGUGAACCACAUUAUCGAAAGAAUGCAUUUGAUGCUGGAGAAGAUGGACUUGGCAAAAAUGCCCAUUCCCUCAAGAAGGGAUGUGACUGCUUGGGUUACAUAAAGUAUUUUGAUGCACACUUCACAAAUUUUACGGGCCAUGUGGAGACGAUUGAAAAUUGUGUUUGUUUGCAUGAGGAGGACCAUGGAAUCCUGUGGAAGCACCAAGAUUGGAGAACUGGUUUAGCAGAAGUUAGGCGAUCAAGGAGGCUGACAGUGUCAUUUAUCUGCACAGUUGCCAACUAUGAAUAUGGUUUUUACUGGCACUUUUAUCAGGAUGGUAAGAUAGAGGCUGAAAUAAAACUUACUGGAAUUCUUAGUUUGGGAGCGCUGAUGCCUGGGGAAACAAGGAAAUAUGGUACAACUAUCGCUCCUAGUCUGUAUGCACCUGUUCACCAGCAUUUCUUUAUUGCCCGUAUGGACAUGGCUGUUGAUUGCAAACCCAACGAGGCACAUAAUCAGGUGGUUGAAGUAAAUGUCAAAAUAGAAAAUGCAGGCACACAUAAUGUGCACAACAAUGCUUUCUACGCUGAAGAAAAAAUAUUGAAAUCAGAGUUGCAGGCAAUGCGAGAUUGCGAUCCUUCAUCUGCACGACAUUGGAUCGUCAGGAACACAAGGGCUGUAAACCGUACCGGCCAACCAACUGGCUACAGGCUCGUGCCUGGUUCGAACUGUUUACCGUUCGCUCUACCUGAGGCAAAGUUCCUUCGACGAGCCGGGUUCUUAAAGCACAAUCUCUGGGUCACACCAUACAAGAGUGACGAGAAGUUCCCUGGAGGGGAGUUCCCCAAUCAGAAUCCGCGUCUACACGAGGGUUUACCUACUUGGGUUCAGAAGGAUAGACCCUUGGAGGAAACUGACAUCGUCCUCUGGUAUGUGUUUGGACUUACCCACAUCCCAAGGCUGGAGGACUGGCCUGUCAUGCCAGUUGAACGCAUCGGUUUCAUGCUCAUGCCGCAUGGAUUCUUCAACUGUUCGCCUGCGGUUGACGUGCCUCCUGGCACUUCUGAUGCUGCUGAUGUCAAGGAAGCGGACUCGCCUAAAGUCAUCCAGAAUGGCGUUGUUUCCAAACUCUGAGCUUGCAGCGCCUCAAAAAGAUAAACUACUGCAGUACUACUACGAAUGUUGGUCCGAAUAAAAUUUGUUUUCUUAUGGUGUGUUAGGUUUUCUGUAAUAUUCUUGUUUACUGCACGGACUAAAGGUUGGGCUACACUGGUAGCAUGUUAUAUGAAGGCUGGACUGGCAUAAUGCAUGCAUAAAUAAAAGUUGUGUCACACAAA
Lolium perenne is the source of this 2782-nucleotide messenger RNA. RefSeq names its product amine oxidase [copper-containing] zeta, peroxisomal. The record is from RefSeq and is a predicted model, not a curated record. Gene Ontology annotation, molecular function: quinone binding; primary methylamine oxidase activity; copper ion binding. Gene Ontology annotation, biological process: amine metabolic process. NCBI's taxonomy places the organism in Eukaryota, Viridiplantae, Streptophyta, Magnoliopsida, Poales, Poaceae.